Molecule: messenger RNA, 961 nt
Organism: Notothenia coriiceps (black rockcod)
Lineage: Eukaryota; Metazoa; Chordata; Actinopteri; Perciformes; Nototheniidae
Exons: 2
Coding region: 30-869 (279 amino acids)
Source: RefSeq, a predicted model, not a curated record
UGAGCUCUGGCUGGACAGCCUCUGUGUAUAUGCAGGCUUCUCUCUUUCCAACAUACAUUAUAAUUGUCAACAUCUCCCUAUUUGUCUCUUGCUAUCUGCAGGUAGAGUGCCAUAGUGGAUGCAGACAGAUGGUCGCUGUUGGGAGGAAGCUGGCUUGCCUGGAUUUGACACACCAGUCUGACAGCGAGCAUCAUCCAGCUGGGUGGAGGCCUACACUGCCUCCUAGAAAGAACAUGCCAGGUGGCCAAGAAACAGGCUGCUGGUCCCCCGAAGCCACCACCACACACAUAACCCUCGAGUCACUAUUCUGCUAUUUCACCACCAAACACAACACAGGGCUGUUCCCCACAAAAGACAUACACACAAAUCAAGACCGCAAGCCAGAAGCAGAGGAAACCGGAAAGGAAAGGACACGAUGCAAAUGGCUGAUUAUGAAAAGAGUCCCUUUCCCUGCACUCCAUUUGUGCCCAUGUGCAUUUGCCUGUUUUGUGAGUGUGGCUUUGGCCAUCCAUGCCUUUGUAUGGCAGCACUUCAAAGGCAGCCUUCAACGUGAUGCAGAUGAUUAUACAAACACAAGCCCACAUUGGCUGCAGCGCCAGUACCAGUCUUUCAUGGUGAGCAGGGGCAGCUUUCCAGACCUCAGGCCAGCUGGAGGGCCCCUGGCCUGGGCAGAACUCUGUCUCCGUGGGCCCCCUGCCUGCCAGACUCUGCUCCAUGGAGGUGCAUCGUGCUACAGCCAAUCAUCAAGUCAGAACCGCUUCUGGAGUGCAGAGCCAAGCCACAAUAAGGGGAAAACACAUUUCACUAACACUGCUGCAAUCAUCUGGCCUGGUACCAGAUGUCCCCAUGUCCUUUACGUCUGUCUUUAGAUAUUCAUCAGAGGAGAAGACUCACAGAAACUCCCUACAUCACUACAUGUCCACAGAUUUGGACAUUAACCGAUUUGUACACUUCAUCUUGA